UAGCAUAUUUCGAAAAGAGUGCAGCUAAUAGUAUCCCCAGGGAGCGAGCUAAACAGUAAUAUUUGAUCUCGGCUUAACCUUGUGGUUAAAAUACAUCGUAGAAAGGAUGUUUAGGAAGAAAAAGAAMAAAAAGCGUGAUGAAGCCGCGAAUAAUUCGAGAAAUUUGGCCAAGAAAGGUUCUUCGUCGCCUCCGGCGCAAGAUUCGACCGACGAUCUCGAUGAUAGUACAGACGGUUUUGACGAAAAUGGUUUUGUCGGUCUUCAACCGAUCGAGAGUGAUGGUACUCUACUUGGUCCCAGACAGAAAUGCAAGUAUGUUGGGACCUUUGCCAUCAUAACUGGUACUGAUGGUCAUAAGACGUUAAAGACUCACCAGGAAAGAACAAGUUAUAUGAAAUACCACCUCAGUGAAUAUAGGCACAAGUCCAAUGGAGUAGAUGUGGUUUUGCAGACCUCUUCAGAUGGAAUCAAAGUUUUAAGUUCUGAUUCAAAGAGAGUCAGAAUGGCAUAUCCUUUGCAGAGAAUUACCUUUGCAACAUGUGAUCCAGAUUUCAAGCUUUAYGCAUUCAUGACAAAUAGUCCUACCCCCAUGGGUGUGGCAGUCCAUGGCCACGUCUUCGUAGGUCGGUCUUCAACACAGGUGCAAGAAUUAACGGCAAUGAUCGGAAGAGCCUUCAAAUUAGCAUUCGCUUCAGCAAAACUACAGAAGAAUCCUAGAUAUAACACAGGUGACCUGGUGUCCUGUCCACAUAAACCAGCAAGAAGAUGGGCAAAACAUGAAGCAGUUAGAGGUCAUGACCUUUCAGAACACGCAGAACAAGCCAAGGGCAGGAAAAGAGAUUUGAAAGUAAAACGCACUAUUAGUCCCGUCACUGAAACAGAUAGCAGUCCAGCUUUGGAGAAAAGUAAAAUAGGGAAGGGUGGUUGGAGGGGUGGUAACUCCAGUACUCCAUCCCCCCACGAGAGAUUAAAAGAAUAUUCAGUGAUGACAUCAUCUGUGUUUCCAAAUGAUGAUGUCUCUGAUAGCAUUUYAUCCAUGUCCAUUUCAAGUUCCAGUAGUACGGUAUCUGAAAGAUCAUACAUGRCAGAAAAUAGUGAAACAAGAACCAUCGUAUCAGAAACACAUGUUACGAGACAGUUUGAAUCUCAGUCAUCCUCAGUUAACUCUACACCACUACCUUAUUCACCACAUAGAGUAUCAAAGCCUAGGACUCCACCUGAACGGAAGUCUGAAGGGGGUCAGUCUCCACUGACUAGUAUCCCAGGACCUCCUUUACCUCCACGGAGUACAAAACCAAAACGACCUGUCACUCAAUAYGUUAUGGAUGAUCCAGCCCCUGAGAGUAAUGAGGCUAUUGCUGCUGUCCCAGAUGAGGCAUCAGGUGUGAUAAAGGAUCGAAAUAUUAACAUGGGAAAUACCAGUGGUGAUGAGGAACAGGAGGGGGCAGAAGACACAUAUGCUGAGGCAKACAGCAAUGGUACGACAAGUGAAAACAUUGAGUCAGCUGACCGGCUUACUACACAUCAAGAUGCUUAUUGGUACAUGCCUGGUAUUCCAAGGGAAUUCAUCAUGGACAUGCUGCAGACCUCUGAAGAAGGGUCAUUUUUUGUCCGCAACAGCCAGAGCCGGAAAGGUUGCCAUGCUCUUACUGUUCGUGUUCCRACAGAUUUCCAGCCUGAAGGAUAUGGAAACUACCUCAUCACUCCUGUUCCUGAGGGUGUUAAGCUAGAGGGCUUCACCAAAGCAUUCCCUGACAUAAUAUCCCUUAUUGAGUAUUAUUCACAACAUGCUGAUGGACUUCCAUGUAAGCUACUGCUGGCAGGAUCUGAAGCACCAAGUGACAAYAGUGAAGAAGAAGAUUACACAGCUGACUUUGAACCUGUUGAUCCAGACUACCACAUGCUUUCUGACUUUCAAUCCAUGAUGGAAGAAUUGAAGCAAUAACAGGAAAUUGCAAACCUUGUUUCAGAAUGUAACAUAUACCUAUUUAGAAAUAGGUUGUUGGGGCCAAAGGAGAACAAACCAUCGCCUUUGCUUUUGACAAUGCUUUUUUGAAAUAUGUAUAUAUACACAAGGUGAAUUUGGUUUCGUUUUUUUAUAUACUGUACCUGUCCGGUUGAAACAGGCUUGGUUAAAAAGUGAGGCAGCUUCAUAGUGCUAUAUAUUAAGUACAGUUAAGUAGAUCUACRACAAGACUACUCCAUAAACAGUACAUCAACCUUAUCAAAUUGCYGAUUCAUUUGAACAUGUUCCAACAAGUGAACACAGUUUUGAUGGUGACAUCCUAACGAAUUAAAAAAAUUACUAUGUCAAUAAUUAAUGCUUAGGGUUAAGGAAAUGAAUUAUUGCCGCUUAUAAGAAACAAAUCUAUAAUUAUAUAUUCAGUGGUUUUUGGACCUCAGGGUUGCUCAAUAACCUUUAUCAUUCUAUUUAUUCCCGUAUUGUAAGAUAUCGAAUCCAAAACCAUUUGUGAAAUAUUACACCKAAUUGCUCAAACAAUGUCAAUAUAUAAAAUAAAAAAUAACAAAAUCAA
Molecule: messenger RNA, 2534 nt
Organism: Actinia tenebrosa (Australian red waratah sea anemone)
Lineage: Eukaryota; Metazoa; Cnidaria; Anthozoa; Actiniaria; Actiniidae
Source: RefSeq, a predicted model, not a curated record